Molecule: messenger RNA, 534 nt
Organism: Penicillium verhagenii
Lineage: Eukaryota; Fungi; Ascomycota; Eurotiomycetes; Eurotiales; Aspergillaceae
Exons: 1
Coding region: 1-534 (177 amino acids)
Source: RefSeq, a predicted model, not a curated record
AUGCGGGUUUCUUCCAUUGGACAUCUAUUUGCAUGCGUCAGCCUCGGGGCUGGCCUUGCUCACUCUAGCGCUAUUCCGAUCGACCUGAAGCAGGAGCGCUCAGUCGACGUCACGGACUCUUCCGACGCGGCGCUGACGGCAAUCAACUGGAAGAUUGUCCGCGGAGGCCUCAAAGUGUCCCGGGAUGUGAUUGUGGUGGCAGCAGGCGCAACCUCGGCCAUCGCGGCAGUUGUGGGCUGGGUCCAGUCUGAUAGCUCUCAGAACUCUUGUGCUAAGAAGGGAGGCAGUGGGCAGUCGGACAAUGGUCAGCAGAAGUAUAACUUCCAGUACUGGGUCACUACUACUGGAAAGAACUGUGAUACGACUGCACAGACGAAGACUGUGGCUGCUGCUCUUGACGACGCCUGGGAUCAGGUGCACAAGUAUAACUACGACUGGGCGUGUAUCGAUCUGACUCAUGGAGGUACUUGGCAUGGACAUCUGGCAGUGGCCACCACCGGCUCGGGCCAGGAUGUCAGCACAAUGUGUAAUUGA